UUGACGGCGCAUCAGUCGGCCCAAGAUGGCCACGCUGGAUCAAUGAAACGCGAGUAAUCGUAGUGAAAACACAAAUUGACAAGUGUGCGGGCGAACAUCGCGGCCUGAUCGCGGUGUAAAUGGACCAUGGGCAAGGAUCAGGAGCUGCUCGAGGCAGCGAGGAGCGGCAACGUUACUGUGGUCGAGAAGAUCCUUGGUCAGCGAGCCAAAAGGAGUGGUCCACUGGCAAGUCUACGGCGGGGACCAGGAGCUAAUGUGCAAGACGCCAGUGGCUACUCGGCCCUUCAUCAUGCAGCUUUGAACGGGCACAGAGACGUGGUCAGAUUACUGCUCCAAUACGAGGCUUCCACCAAUGUCGUCGACGCUAAGGGUUCCUCGCCGCUUCAUUUGGCCGCUUGGGCGGGGGAUGCGGAAAUUGUACGAUUAAUUCUCAGCCAGGGCCCGUCGGUGCCGAAAGUGAAUCUUGCGACAAAGGAUAACGAAACUGCACUGCAUUGUGCGGCGCAGUAUGGGCAUACGGAAGUGGUGGCACAGCUGUUGCACUACGGAUGCGACCCUAGUAUCCGCAACAGCCGCGGAGAAUCUGCGCUCGACCUCGCCGCACAAUAUGGCAGGUUGGAAACUGUGGAGUUACUCGUGCGAACGCAUCCUGAAUUAAUCGAGCCGCUUCGUAAUUCUUCCUCGUCUCUGAUCUUCCCGCAUACACCUUUGCAUUUAGCUUCACGCAAUGGGCACAGAGCGGUCGUGGAGGUUCUCCUUGCCGCUGGAGUUGACGUCAAUACGAGAACGUCAGCGGGCACCGCGAUGCACGAGGCUGCGCUCUGCGGCAAGAUGGAAGUGGUACGGGCGCUUUUAGAUCGCGGAGUGGAUUUGGGCAUUAGGGAUUCCCGGCAGAACACGGUGCUUGAUCUUCUGGGACAGUUUCCGCCGCACGUCACUCAAGAUAUCACGGCGGUGAUAAAAAGGCAUCGGUCUUCCUCCGGUGUGGAGAGCGACGCUGACAGCGAGAACUUGCCGCCGAUUCCGGUGCAGGGUGGCGACUCAUUGGGCAGCCCCUACGAAAAUGUUCGCCCGGGAGAUGAUCUCUCCCCCGCGGAGGGGACGUCGCCUACUCAGUGGCAGUUCUAUCAUAAGCCUCGGGACGACGAUCGUCGCGUUUCCGGCACUUCCGUCAUGUCCUUCGAAGACGAGCAGAACGGGGAGCCAGUGAACGGAGUACGGAGGGCCCUCCAGCAGACAGAGGACUCCGACCCCAGUUCCGUCUUCGACAGCGUCUUUAUGUCCCUAUCCGACACUCUCAACUCUAUAAAUACUCUCGAAAGUUCCGACCAAACUCCUGAAGAUAUACCACAAAACACUACCAAAAGAACACCAUUACCACCCGACACUACACGGGGAUCCGAUAGCGGACUGUAUCAAACUCCACCGGUGCCACGCGGCACAAUGGAGGGUAGCUUCGUGUCGGAGGACUUGUCCUUGACAUUGCCCACGGGAUACGGGGGUGGCAGAGAGUCCGACCAAUUGAGCGUGUCCUCAUCCUCGAGCGUCGGCGGACCAAGCCCACGGGACCGUCGUUGUUUGCCCAACGAUUCCAGCGCUGCCGGGAUUUACUUGCCGAUGGCACCCUUGUCUAGUUCGCUGCACAGCCCCGCUUCCAACAGUAAAGUCUCGCCGACACCACCUAAGAAGCCACCCAGACGAAAUCUGUCAGUGUCCCCGACGCACCUGCAGACGCAGAUGUCCUUGUCCGCCGACAGUUCGGUGGGACCGAGCAACUACGAGUACUUGUUCUUGGCGCGCAGCGGUGCGCGCAGUCACAUUGAUCUCGAGCAGCUUCAGAAACGGCGCGAUCAGCUGCGCCACGUCACCAGAAGCGUGGACCAAUACGUGGAGAUGAAGUCGCGGCUGGUCGGUACCGAUGAUAAACGCGAGUCCAACGUGGAGCCGGUGGCCAUCACGUCCAUCUACGAGAACCGGCCGGUGAAGAUGCUGAAUCCACGCAGGAAGUUACGCAGGCACGCAUACGAGAGCUACGAACCGGAAAGCAGCUCGUGCGCUGACAAAUCGCCCUGCAGUGACGGCGACGCGGUGAUCCAGGAGCAGACGUUCGUGUCGAACGCCUUCCUCACCCUCAAGUCUUCCCAAGAGAGUCUUCUCGACGAGAAGCGCGAAGUGAUCGACGAGCAACCCGCUUUGGAGAAUCGUGAGGCCACCGACAAGCGUUUGAAACGCGUGCAGAUGUUGCUGCCGACCAGUCCUACGCAUUACGUUCAACCACCCACGCCUGAUCAUCCGCCACCAUCAGCCAUGCAAGCGGAGAAGUCUAUCCACGAGCGCAUUCGUCCGCUCAGUCAGGUGUACAAACGAAGGUCCCGCGACAUGGAAACGGAAACAGACGAGGAUCUACUGCAGUUUCCCGCCGGUGGAUCGUUGGACGCGUCCAGCGGCUCGCUCUCCAGCGUGUCCCUCUCCGACAAGAGCAUGUCCACGGACAACGUCGAGGAAUACUUCGGCGACGUGCCCUUCGCAGGUUUGUUAAAGGGUUCCGUCACGGCUGAACGGCCGCGUACUUUGCGCCGCUUGCGGAACGUCUACGAUCAGACCGCAUGCGGGAUGGGGACCGGUGGCGGCGGAGGCGGCGGCGACGGCGGAGAUCGUCUCGAGGACGGCGAGGUCGCCUUUCGGCUUUCCGACCGGGAUCGCGACAGGGACGAGAAGUCCCUCAGCAUAAUGAGUCCCUUCGACGAGCAGGAGGAGUGGGCGAAGAUCUCGGAGAUCAUGGCGUCGUUCGGAACCGGCCUCGUGCGAGAGUCGGUGUUCGUCAGUGAGCUCGAGAAAGAAUUCCAAACGAGGCUAGGUUUGAGUUCAGACACUAGCAGCAGCCCCAUCGUUUCCACAUCUGUGGGUCAGUGGCUGUCCAGCUUAGGCUUGGCGGACUACGAGUCGCUCUUUAUCAACUAUGGCUUCGACGAUCUCGAGUUCAUAAACGGCGUGUUGGACGAGUCAGACCUGCGCGACAUGGGCAUCACCAGCGAUCAGGAACGGGCGGUGAUCGCGGACGCGGUUGGAUUGUUGAACAAACGAGUGGAAAAGCGUAGCGGCGGUCAUGGCCAAUCGGUGGAGGAGUGGCUCAAGAGCAUUCACCUGGAAAAUUACGCGGAGACGUUCAGGAAGCAUCUGUACACUGACAUGGAUCGGGUCAGACGGGUCUGGGAGGUCGAGCUGGCGGCAGUCCUAGAGAUCCAGAAACCGGCGCAUCGCAAACGCAUCCUCGCUUCUGUCAGCGGUCCGAACGCGCGCGCGCAAACACGAAACGGCACCGGACCUAACUUGGAGGACUUGAAUAAGGACCUUAACACAUUGAAGACGAACAUACAGCAGCUGAAGGAGGAGAUACAGGAGAAAUUGCCGGAAGCAACGGCGGACGGUAACGGAGGCACGUCGAUAACCGGAACGAAUUCGACGACCACAGGCACAUUAAGGCACCGCAAAAACAGACCGGCGCCCCAGCCACCCCAGCGACCCAGUUCGCAUAAUGGGGCGAUCUCGGCGCCGGAGCAACUCGAGAUCAGGGCUCCGUCUGAGCUGCUCUUCGGGGUGCCAUCCACCCUCAAGACGCAAUGGAGGCACCAGCCGAAGACUCUAGUCACCGGCUGCGUCACGUAUGUCGCUCACUACCUGGGCUCCACCGUCGUCAAGGAAUUACGCGGCACCGAGUCGACGAAAAAGUCGAUACAGAAGCUGAAGAAGACCAUCCGAGAGCCCAAGCCCAACCCUGACAUUACUCUGGCGAUCUCUUAUCGUGGCGUUCGUUUUCUCCACGCGCUGACUAACGAGCCGAUUUGCGAGCACGAGAUCCGCAACAUUCAUUGUGCCUGCCAAGACGCCGACGAUCUCACUCACUUCGCGUACAUUACGAAGGAUCACGCCAGUCGCACGCACUUCUGUCACGUGUUUUGCGUGCCAACAAUGGAUCAAGCGACAGAAGUCAUCCUGACUCUGGGUCAGGCUUUCGAGGUGGCUUAUCAGAUGGCACUGAGGGACAAACUCGGCGGCCAUGCAAUUCGUUCUCAGUCCGCUAAUCAACUAACAACGCUCACCGGAUCGUCCAAGUCGACGACGACGACGAUGACGACGGCAACGACUACGACGACGUCGACGACGACGACGUCCGGCAAGAUGUCCGUGUCUCCCGAUUCCGAUCCCAGCCGGGACACGGAUCAUACCUCGUCUCUCAAUUCCACGGCGUGCGCGAAUCCCAAGGCGAAAUCGCGAUCGAAGUCCAUACCCAAUCCGAAUCUCCAUUCCGUUAAUCCGAGUCCGGCACAGGACAGUAACUCCAACUCCAGUUCCAGCUCGACGACCACCGCGAACUGCAAUCCCAGCUCGAAUUCCGCCUCGAGCCCCAGCACGAACUCGAUCACCAGCACCAACUCGAACAGCACCACUAAUCAGACCACUAAGCCCUUGGUCACCCACGGCCGUUCUCAUUCCGUCAACGACAUCAAGGUAAACGGUAAUCAAUUGAAGUUAGCACCGGCGCCGGUGGACGACAUCGGUAUCGGGGUGAAGGACAUGAAGCCCGGCUCCAGAGCCCCGAUCGCUCUGUCCGAGGAGCUGUAAGCUGCGCGUCUCCGCUUGAAAUGCAUGAAAUUGCGACGUAUAAUCGCGUACUGCACGAUCGGACGCGUCAAACGUGACGCCUUCGCAGAGAUCUUCUACUUCCCGCAUUUUGUGUACUUCCUACUCGAGAUGGAAUUGCGAUCCUUUCGACCUUUCAAUUUCGCUUGCAAGGCGUCCAUCUGUGGACGCAACGCUCGCAUUUUUUCGUUACUCGUGCGAAAUUUGCGCGAACAAUCCUCGCGAUUGUGAGAUCGGUCACGGAAACAUGGACGAUAUUUUCUCGGUCGACCAGUGCUCAGAGGCAAGGAGAAUAAUCAAAAUCACACGACCGGACACUGCUAAUAGUACAGUUCCUUGACGUGCAGGAAGGAAUGAAUCUUUUUUUAUCUAUUUUUAUCCAUUUUGUCGAUUACAUACUAUAUAUCGGUGACAUGUGCGUAACUACCGUAGAGCGUAUACUCACACAUAUUUCAGCAGUAAAAGGCGAGACAUGUAAUCCGCCUGUUGCGAAUGAUUUAACGAAUGACCGCGUACGGCCUCGAGGACGACGGAAGGUAAGUAGUCCUGUCGCUUCUCGUCGAAGGUCCUGCGUGUUUCAGGUCGAUCUUCGAGCUGACACUCGACUGAUUUCGCGACGUGUUGACAUUGUGAUCCGCACGAACCACGCCACGCUCAAAGUGCGUGUAUCGGCCAAGGUGAUAUAUAUAUAUAUAUAUAUAUAUAUAUAUAUAUAUAUAUAUAUAUAUAUAUCGAGAGGCAACUAAUAGAUCGUUCGCCGCGCACGCUUCCGGUGAAUGGCGGAACGCGUGUUAAAUCUUUCUUCCUCGCGCGAUGCGUCGUCCAAGUAAGCAGUAUUACCGCGUCAUUUUAAUAGCAACAGCAGCAGGAGUAAGUGCACGCACGCGAGGAACGCGGAACACGCUCGGCACGAUAUAAUCUAGCGAGGCGUGAAAUCGCCGUGAUAACGCUGCAUGUCCGAUUCUCAAACGCGGAGCUGUAAUCCUUCGCGGACAGGGUCGGUCGGUUCUCGCAUUCGUUUGUUCGUUCGUUCGUUCGUUAUUCGACGUAGAGAGACCGGUCGUCUCUUUUAUUUCUCAUGAGAAUGUUAAUCGCGGGACACGCGUUGAUAUUCACCUCCGAUAUUCACGGGCCAAGGAGGAGGCGCGAAAGAAAGGAAAGGGUGCGACGCGCUGUGAAGAGCGCUGGAGAUGCUCAAGAUCGAUCCCUCGCAAACGAUAUCGGCGACCAACGAACUCGUAACGUUUCUCCCCGCGCUCGCGUCCACCGAAUUCCGUCAAGUUCCGAUUUCGCGUCGCCGCCGUUACUUCGACGUUUUAUUCUUCAAGACUGAGGGACUUUAUCUCGUUUUGUAUUUCGCGUUUUUAGUGUAUAAUGUAUAUUAUAUGUAGGGGGGAGGGGGAAAAAGGAGAGACAAGUGGUCUCCUUUAGGCGAAAAAAGUGGAGGACUUUAAUGGUAUAUUUACUCGCGGCGAAGAGAGCUCGCGGACGCAGCGGAAGCGUGGCAUACCGGACACCCAUCGAGCUUUUCGUACUCGCUAUGUACUCGUGCUGCUGGUGAGAAACGAGGCUCAUGAGGAGAACACUUGCCGCGGACACGCGACGAUCGAUCGCACCGAUUCGGAGUGUCGGUCGCACACACCGGAUCUAAUUAGCGAAGAAAGCGCGGUCAACUAAUCUUUCCUUCUCUAUUUGUAUGAUGUAACUAGCGAUGUACGAGCUGGAGCGAAGGGACAGAGAAAGCGGUGGGUGUAAUUGUAUCGGUUGAGCCGAGUCUGUCGUUUCACAAACGCGAGUCCGACGUGUCGGCCGAGAAUCGUGACGUCACGUGACGUCAGCGAGCCGUCUGUUAACGCGCGAACGCACACAUUGUUCCGUUUUCGUACGACGUUGCGGGCCUAAAAACCUGGGUUGGAUAUCCUCGCGAUACCACCCUGCUUAACGAUACAUCUGAUGGCGAUCUCGUGCGAUCGACGACAGUAUAACGAAGAGAAGCGAAACGAAACCGCGUAGAUUUAGUGUGACAAGCCCUCUUUGUACAUUUGUUUUUCUCGUCUGGAAACCAAAGAAGUAUAAAUACAAAUGUAUAAACAUGCGAACACGUACGUACAUAUUCACACAUAUACACACACAUACACACACUUAUGUGAAGUUCCCUUCACGCGGGGAGACGGAAAAUCAAACGGAGCUUAAAGACGAUCGUCGCGGAGGAGGAGGGCAAGGAUGAACGACAAACUGCCAAAACGAUACACCACGGAUCACCUCGGUAGCUAUAUACGCACACUUUGUAUUUAUCAUGUUUACAACGUAGCUCAUUAUUAUCACAAGAUUAACCAGACUAAGAUUGUCUGGGGAUUCAGCCGUGGGCUUCAACGGCGGCGUUUUCCUUCUUCGCGAGACAUUACCUAAGUAUUCCACGCAUUCUAUGUACUCAUGUAGCAGCUAUGUUUAGUCAGUAGUAUUGGUAGGGAGCAUGUUCUAUCGAUGUGUGUCGACAUUUAAUGAUAUGAUACAUAUAAGAAACGAGGAGGAGGAGAAGAAGGAGGAAGAGCAGGUACGUAGUCGUAGAAGUUUAGUCACUGAUGAUCGCGUGAUGACCUUUUUCGUCCACGGCGAACGGACCCCACCGAGAAAGUGGGAGAUCAAGUCGAUGUGUGUUCGCGUUUACGAGUCAACGCGAUGGAAAACGCGGUUGCAUUCGAAAAUAGUACAGUGCCAACGCGCGAGCUAUCGCGUGUACGCGCUCGAUGCCCGCUCGAUUCGAAAUCUCACCUCUUUGUCUUGCGCGAGAGUAUUUUGCAGAACGAAACGCGUGAUUUCCCUCUCGCAUUUGUCGACACGACUCUCGUGUGUUGACUGGCGCGCGUUCUCGAUGAUCACCGAUAUCCCACGCGAUGAGUCGCCGCGCUCUACGUACAUAGAAGAGAGGUGAGAGAUAUUGAUAAGAAUGCAUAAAGAAAAGGCCAUAUCAGCGGCGUGAACCACCUAAUGCUUGGAUACGUUGCGCGGCGCGACUUUUCCAACCAGCAGUCCUUUUAUAAACCUCGCCUCCAUCCUUUCAUCAUGCAUCGCGUCGUCACGCUGAUUUAUUGGACAGACAAACCCGAGACAUCGAGGUCGAGACAUCGACUCCUCGCGGUAUUAUCGCGCGCGCGCAAUGGCUUUUCGAAAGAUGUCACACGUAAAUCGCACAAAACAGAAGAUUGAUUCUCGGACCAAGCAAGAACGCGGAAACAUUUUGCUCGUUCCGGACGUUUAUCGUUGGGAUAUUCGGGCGCGGUGUGUCACACUGCGCUUCUUCCCUGUAUUUUUUUUCUUCGCGAAGGUAUGAAAUUUAACUGUGUGUCCAGUUGGUACCGAUAGCGGUGUCAGAUUUGUGCUCUGUCGAUAUCAUAUACGAUUUUUAGAGUACGUAUAUACAUAUAUAUUUGUACAUAUAUAUAUACACAUACACAUAUACAGACAUACACGUAGAAAUUACACGGACCACCGCGAAUCAGUUUCUCUUGUUAAUACCAAAGAGAUUGUGGGUGAUUUCUUCUUGUCAUUGUGAUUUGUACAUUCGACAUUCGGUUAUCGUAGAGUAGCGAGAUUGUUCUUUUUAUAAACACGAUUUGUCGUUUUCACAUGGCGACUUAUACACGACCUGUACGAAUUCUCGUCGUGCAUGAUUCCAAAGGGCUCAAAACACAGCGCAAUUAUUAUCAGCAGCGCCAUUUUUCAAGCUCACGCCUGCUAAUUUUAUGUGGCGCCGUGUGUAAUUGCAUAAUCGAAUGCAUUUAUCGCGUGCACGUCAAUCCUAUAAACGCGAGAGUUUCGUUUGCUUUACGCCAAUCAAAUUUGCAUAGCAAAUGCGUUUUGACGCGUCGUCGAUUAACUCGACAAAGGUCCCCGCUACACACACAGUGCAAUUCGCUAAAGUACAUUUAUAUUUCCUUGAAUAGAGGUUUAUAGGUUCAUAGAUGAUAUCCGCAUAGAUGAUAGAUAGAGCGAUAUUUUUUAAACUGUCGCAACAUGACACAUCGUAAUUUAUGGAUUCAUUUCUGUAUAUUUCUUUCUUCUUUUUUUUUGUUAUUAUCCACCGAACGUUGAGACAAUAAAAUAUGAUGUUUUGUUA
Odontomachus brunneus is the source of this 8758-nucleotide messenger RNA. Its product is annotated as ankyrin repeat and SAM domain-containing protein 1A-like. The transcript has 18 exons. The record is from RefSeq and is a predicted model, not a curated record. Gene Ontology annotation, molecular function: protein binding. The coding region runs from base 127 to 4623 and encodes 1498 amino acids. NCBI's taxonomy places the organism in Eukaryota, Metazoa, Arthropoda, Insecta, Hymenoptera, Formicidae. Gene Ontology annotation, cellular component: cytosol.